AAGCUGAAUACAUGUUUAAAGUUUUACUUAUUUCUACCAUACUGACAAUACUUAUUUCAUUUUAAGUCUACUUGAAAUCUUGAUGUGCAAACCGAACAAAUACCUGUUGAACUAAUGCUUUUUGUUUGAAGAACAUUGUGGUGCAAAAGCAUAUUAACAAUAGCAUCAUAUAAAAUCUCUUCAUUUAUUUCUAAUUGGGUAUUGGGACCAUUAUGAAGAUAGGGUUUCUUCACCAAUAAAGAAAUAACAUCAUAUCUUUGCUCUACUCAUGCUUCUCUUCCCUCAUGUUGCAGGUCAAUUUUGUAGCUACCUCUGCUGUGAAAGCACUUGAAAGGCCAGAACUGCUCUCCCCCAACGAAUUGCACGCUAGGUUUAGAGAUCAGCUUAACAAAUUUAAGUCUUCCAUAGAGAAAACUGAAUUCUGCAGCCUUGGCACCAAGGGGAAAUCCGUGUUGCCUGCUACCAGCAGCUCUUCAAAUCUACAAACAGACAAUACCAAAGUUGCUUAGUUAUUGUAGUUACUUUUCUUUCACUCAAUUCUUUCUCCUGAGGCCAAAAAUUAAAAAAAAAAAAAAUGAACUUUUCUCACAAUUAUUUUACAAUCACUGUUUCACAUUUUUCUGUUGUACACAUAAAAAUAAGAUGACAUUUUUACA
This is a messenger RNA of Rubroshorea leprosula, 656 nucleotides long. Lineage: Eukaryota; Viridiplantae; Streptophyta; Magnoliopsida; Malvales; Dipterocarpaceae. The record is from the annotation of a GenBank genome assembly.